Molecule: messenger RNA, 360 nt
Organism: Anthostomella pinea
Lineage: Eukaryota; Fungi; Ascomycota; Sordariomycetes; Xylariales; Xylariaceae
Source: the annotation of a GenBank genome assembly
AUGUUUGGAUUCGACGAGGCCAGGGACAAGCGCGACAAGCUGUACGACGGCGGCGAGGAGCACCAGUCAUCCUUCAGCCACGAGCUGAUCGGCGGCGGCGCCGGCUUCGAGGCCAUGAAGCUGUUUGAGGACCGCCAGCGCAACCAGGGCGAGCCGGUCAAACACGCCCUCGCUAAGGAGAUGCUGGCCGGCAUCGCCGGCGCCGAGGUCGACAAGCUGUUCGAGACCAAGGGCCUCGACGCCUACGACCGCGAGAAGGCCAAGCACCACGCCAAGAAGCAGGCCGAGGAGCUGUACGACCAACAGUACGGUGGACAGGGUGACGAGUUCGACCCGAACAGCGAACGCCCGAACUACUAA